Messenger RNA from Lemur catta (Ring-tailed lemur), 653 nucleotides. It is a transcript of the gene LY6D, whose product is annotated as lymphocyte antigen 6 family member D. The record is from RefSeq and is a predicted model, not a curated record. Gene Ontology annotation, biological process: lymphocyte differentiation. Gene Ontology annotation, cellular component: cell surface. Lineage: Eukaryota; Metazoa; Chordata; Mammalia; Primates; Lemuridae. The coding region runs from base 6 to 392 and encodes 128 amino acids. The transcript has 3 exons.
CAGAGAUGAAGACCAUCCUGCUGCUCCUUGCUGCCCUGGCUGUGGCCGUGGGACCAGCCUGGGCUCUCCGCUGCCAUGUGUGCACCAGCACCACCAACUGUAAGCAGCCACAGACCUGCUCGGCCAGCUCGAACUUCUGUAGGACCAUGACCACAGUGGAGCCUCUGUCGGGGAACCUGGUGAAGAAGGACUGCGUGGAGUCGUGCACACCCACCUACACCCAGCAAGGCCAGGUCAGCAGUGGCACAAGCAGCACCCUGUGCUGCCGGGGCGACCUGUGCAAUGAGAAGCUGUACAACUCGGUGCCCGCCCGGGCCCCACUCGCCAGCACUGCCCUUGGUCUGGGGCUGGCCCUGGGCCUGCUUGCUCUCCUUUUAGCCCCCAACCUUUGACCCCCCCAGAGAAGGGCUCUCAUCCCUUUCCCUCCCUUUCCUAGGGAUUCACAGCCCCUCCCUAGCCGUGAUGGGAGUGCAGAUGCCCUAGUCUCCCUGGAAGGCCUGGGGCUGGGCCCUGGAGCGCUAGUGACUUGAGGCCGUCCCUCAGGGUGAGAGGAGGCAGCCCCCAGCAGCAUGGAGGGCAGAGGACAGAAGUCAUUCUGGUCCCUUUUGAUUUUGUAUUCAUUCUGUUUGUUUACUGUUUCUUUUUCUACUCAA